UCAAAUCUCAAAUCACAAAUCACCAAAGUGGUAAAUAUUACAGUCCACAUUUUCUACACAAACCAGCAACACCAAGAUAUCCCCUCCUCCUUCCCUCCUUCACUCUUUCUCUCUCUCAUUCUUCAUCACUUUCUCUCUCCUCCUCAUCUCUCUCUCUCUUUUUGGGGCUCCUCAUUUCUUGCAUCAUCUAAAAUCCAUCUUUGUUCCUUCUUAUUCUCCUCGAAUCUCACACUAAUAAUCUUCUCCCAAGAUUCAUUCAUAUUUCAUACUUCUUUCUUUUUUAUUCCAACUUUUCUGAUCUGGGUUUCCAAGAUUACACUUCUAGAAUCACAAAUACUUCAAAAAGGUUCAAUCUUUGGGUUGAUUUUGAACUGGGGUUUUCUUUUUUGCACUAAUUGAUGAUUUAAAUUCAUGGGUUUGUGAAGAAUAUGUGCAGAGAUUGUUCUACUACCCAGUUCAUGAUAUAUCAAUUCAUUGCUUGAAUCUGCAUCAUUUGUGUGAGGAGUUUGAGGAGUUAUGGGAAGAGGAAGAGGGAAAGGGAAGAAGCUAACCGUUACAAGCCACGAUGAUCCAGGAAGUGGCGAAGAGGAGAAGAUUCCUGCUCAAAAAAGAAGAGGAAGACCUCAAAAGCCGUUGAAGGACAACGAGAUCGACGAAGAAGAGUUACUCAAAAUAGAAGAGGAAGAUAGUGAGAACACAACAACAACCGCCAUAGACAACGGUAAGAAGAGGAAAAGAAGCUCCCCAUCAAAGGAGAAGUCCAGUUCAGUGAAAGAAGAUAACAACAACAACAACAAUGUUGUUGGAGCUACUUUAGUUUCAGAUCUUUCAAACAAGCCUACCGGUUUCCGGCAUAUAGGGAGCCGCAGGAAAAACAAGCCUCGUCGAGCAGCUGAGGUCGGGGUUGAGUGCUAGUGGCAUAACAAGCGGGUUGGGUUGGUGCGGGUCACUAGCGGGGCGGAUCAUUAGUUGAGCGAGUCUGAGCCCGGUUUUGUCGAAGGAUAGAAUUCUACUUGGGCUCGAGAGUUAUCCGGUAAGGCAUGCCUGAAACCGAAACCUUUUUUUCAGGUUUUUGCAUUCUUUUGGUCAUUUGCCCUAACAUUUUGGCUUCUUUUAUAUUAUUAGUAACCUCUUUCAUUUUUUUUAUACUUCUUGUAAUCUUUCACAAUGACUAUGACAAUUGACAUGUUCAUUAGCUGGUUUUUUAGUAUUCCAAUCAUUUUUUUGCUA
Messenger RNA from Spinacia oleracea (spinach), 1230 nucleotides. RefSeq lists its product as uncharacterized. The coding region runs from base 517 to 915 and encodes 132 amino acids. The record is from RefSeq and is a predicted model, not a curated record. The transcript has 2 exons. NCBI's taxonomy places the organism in Eukaryota, Viridiplantae, Streptophyta, Magnoliopsida, Caryophyllales, Amaranthaceae.